Molecule: messenger RNA, 1437 nt
Organism: Pyricularia pennisetigena
Lineage: Eukaryota; Fungi; Ascomycota; Sordariomycetes; Magnaporthales; Pyriculariaceae
Exons: 4
Coding region: 1-1437 (478 amino acids)
Source: RefSeq, a predicted model, not a curated record
AUGGCGCUUUUUGUAGACCUUGGAGACGAAGAAACGGAGCCACCCCAGGAUUUCCACGGCGGACAACCCGUCUGGAGGUCCGAUCCAGACCAAGGCUGCCGGCCGCCCUCGUCAUCAAACCACCCAGCUGCCGUUGUCGGCGCAACACCGGUCGGCGACUCAAUUAGAGGCGUGGAUGACAUGGAUGCGGAGUCGACGUCGGAACGCGACACAAAUCCCAAUCAGAACGCGACUACGAGGGCAUUGGGGUGCUAUCCGUAUGCGGAAUACCUCCCCUUUUCCUUUCCCCUAUUUAUUAUCGUGACGAUCUCUCGGUUUCUCGAUCUCAACUCGCUCGAUAACCUCUCGCGAACCUGCCGCCAGGUCCACGCGGACCUGCUGCAGUACCGCAAAAUCCUUAUGAUGUCGGCUCUACGUUGCACCAAUGAGGAAGUCCCCGUCGAUCCCGAGGAGACACUGCGAUACCGCGCGCGUGCCGGCAACUGGUAUUACAUGGAAGACGCUAGCCGCACUAGCUAUGCCGGGAAAGCUGGUAGCUGUGCACGAGAUCUCGUCUCCGAGUGCCGGCGAUGCAGCACUGUAGUAUGCCGGAAUUGUGCCAUCAAACCCCCGGCAUCGAUUGUGCUCCGCGACAGGCAUCGGCGUCUCUGCACGGCUUGUACGAAGGCGCCCAUCACCGAGCUUGUCAAGCCACCGCUACAGCCCACCACGCCUCUCACCUCAGAGAUCAUGCAGAACAAGAUCUGUCAUUGUGCUUCCGAGGGAGUAUGGCUUUGCCAGCCUUGUGGCAGGAGUAUACGCAAUUGUGAUCAGGAUUAUAAGGCUAUAUGGAAGUGGCGUGGUCAAUAUGGCGAACGGUUGGGCGGGCUUGGCACGGGUAUUGGCGAUGGCGAUCGCGGGGUGCCGUGCGGUCGUGAAGGCGAGUGCCACGGCGCCAAGGAUUGCGAGCACGAAACCGACUGUGACGCCGCAGACGCCGCGGCAGACAAUUAUUUCCUGCAGCAGCAGCAGCAGCAGCAGUCCCCACCAAAUGGCAGCAGCCCUAUUCUGCAUCACAACAGCCAUCUUACCUGGGCUUCCGGCAGCAGCACGCCCGGGACGCCGGAAUCGCCGCGCAGUGGCGGCAGUAAGAGUCCAGGAUAUGCACGCCACGAAGUUGAGGGUAUUGGUGGCCGCGUGAAAACUGUCCUUGUGCGCAUGGUAAAAGUGGGCGCGGGCGUACCCGAGUGGGAAGACGAGCUGGCGCGUGGACAGGUUUUGGGACGUGAGGUCUCGGGCACCGUCAGAAGCUGGUGUGGAUGGUGUCACCGGGUUAUUCCAGGGCACAAGGAUGUGGAGCGAGAUCUGCAAAAGCAGUCGGGUUCAAUACAGCCCGGUCUGCAGGAGAAGGCGUGGCAGCCGUCCUAUUCGUCUUCAUUACCACUUAGGAGUAGAUAG